AUGCCGUCGACAUUGGCCCUCCUCAGCUGUCUCUUACUGUCCCUGACAUGGCCAGCAAGAGUCAAGUCAAUGGGUGCGGCCCGCCUGGCGGAGCUCCGGAAAUCAACGGUUGAGGUCUUCCAGCAUGGCUUCAACAACUACAUGCAGCACGCUUUCCCGGAGGACGAGCUACGGCCCGUCUCAUGUACGCCUCUUUCCCGCGAUCCGGCGAACCCAGGGAACUACGACCUGAACGACGUCCUCGGCAACUACUCCCUUACCCUUCUCGACAGCUUGUCGACCCUCGCCAUCCUCGCCGGCACGCCCUCCGACGACCAGACGGCAGAAUGGGCUCUCAAAGAGUUCCAGGGCGGGGUAGAAAAGUUUGUGCACUACUACGGGGACGGACGGCGUGGCCCAUCGGGCCAGGGUAUACGUGCGCGCGGGUUCGACCUCGACAGCAAGGUCCAGGUCUUUGAGACCGUCAUCCGAGGGGUGGGCGGCCUUCUGAGCGCCCACCUCUUCGCCGUCGGGGAGCUCCCCAUACCUGGCUAUGAUCCAGAGCAUGCAGGGCUGAACGACGACCAUGACGACGACUCGGAUCUGCUGGAGCUGGCCCCCAUCCCGUGGCCGAGCGGCUUCCACUACGACGGCCAGCUCCUGCGACUGGCCCUCGACAUGGCAGAACGGCUGCUGCCGGCCUUUUAUACGACGACUGGUCUGCCAUAUCCGCGUGUCAAUCUGCGCCAUGGCAUUCCCUUUUACAUCAACUCACCCCUGCAUAAGGUUUCGCCCAACGACCCUGACUCGACGCAGAAGUACCCUGAGAAGACGGACACGUGUGCGGCGGGCGCCGGCAGCUUGGUGCUCGAGUUUACCGUCCUCAGCCGCCUCACCGGCGACCAGAGGUUCGAGCAUCUAGCCAAACGCGCCUUCUGGGCUGUCUGGAAGGGCAAAAGCGAAAUCGGCCUGGUCGGCAACGCCAUCGACCCCGAAAGGGGAGACUGGGUCAACUUUGACACGGGCAUCGGCGCUGGCGUCGACAGCUUCUUUGAGUAUGCUUUGAAGAGUCACAUUCUGCUGUCCGGCCACGACCUUCCCAAUGUCACCGCGCGCGCGCCGACGACGUCAGACCGUCAGUGGCUCGACCCGAAUACGUUGCACACCGAACCUUUGACUCCCGAGGAACACACCGCGGGAGCUUUUCUCGAGGCCUGGCAUCAGGCGCAUGCGGCUAUCAAACGCCACUUGUACAACGACGCUCACCACCCGUACUACAUGACAGGUCACAGGACCCGGGGCUACCCUUUCACGGCCUGGAUCGACAGUCUGGCGGCAUUCUAUCCCGGCCUGCUGGCCAUGGCUGGCGAGGUUGCGGAGGGUGAGGAGGCGAACCUUCUCUAUACUGCACUCUGGACUCGCUAUGGUGCCCUGCCAGAGAGAUGGUCGGUUCGAGAGAGGCAGGUCGACUCUGGAAUCGGCUGGUGGCCCGGGCGACCCGAGUUUAUCGAGUCGACAUACUAUCUGUAUCGUGCCACCGGCGACCCGUGGUACCUGCACGUUGGCGAGAUGGUCCUUGCGGAUAUCAAUCGUCUCUGCCGGACCAAGUGCGGCUGGUCGGGGCUCCAAAAUGUCGACACGGGCGAAAAGGCAGAUCGGAUGCAGAGCUUCUUCUUGGGUGAAACCACGAAGUAUCUUUAUGUUCUUUUCGAUCCUGAACACCCGCUUAACAAACUCGAUGCCGCUUUCGUCUUCAGCACCGAAGCCCAUCCGCUCAUCAUUCCGGGGCAGCGAGCUUCGAGGCGCGGUCAGAAAACAAGAAAGAAGAAGAAACCGCAGGUGAACCGUCUCGUGAAGGGCGUCAAGGCGUACCACGAUGAGCAUUACACCAACACUUGCCCGGUUGCCUCGAGGCCUCCAUUGACGGGCUCGGCCAUGGCCGCACGCGCCGACGUGUUCCAAGCCGCCAGCUUCGUCAACCUGCAUACGGUCGCCAACCCUCACAGUGGCAUGAAGCUAGUCCCAACCUUCAAGGGGUCCAACGAGACUGUUCUCCGAUACAAGGAGAACCACACCUUCUUCCCCUGGACGCUGCCUACUUCGAUGGUCCCGGACAACGGCACCUGCGCGGCUCUCACGUUCAAGCCAACCCUUGUCAUCGAGUUUCCCUCGACAAACCAACAGGGCAGUGCGCUGAACCAGCUGUUUGCGAAUACGGCAGCAUUCAAGACCCUUUAUGGCGCCAAGAUCACCUCGCUGAACGGCUUAAAGAUUACUUUUAUCAAGGAGGAGUCCUUUGCGCCGAACUACGACCACACCUGGCGCGUCACGCACGUCAAUCACAUAGCUCUCGGCAAGGAUGAGAUCGUACACAUCGAUGGCGACAUGCUCUCCGAUAUCAAAGACCCCCUCUUCAAUCGUGUUCGCUACACGCCGUACGUCGACCUCAUGAUUAUCUACGGAGAACCUCCCUCGGAGAACACCACAGCAGAGACCCCACUCGAAACGGUCGAAGUGGCGCUCGACGAGCACGGCAACGAGAUACACCUGAGCGAGGAGGCGUCCUCGUGGCUGGAACGCGACGCCGAGGCACCGGACUCGCUCGACCCCUCCUACGGCUCCAUGCUCAAGAGCCUCGUCCGCGCAGUCACCUCCGUCUUCGACCCGGCCAACACGCCCUCGCCCGACGACGGCCCCGCGGGCGCCAGCCGGCGCACGCUGCACAUGGAAACCUACAAAGCCGCCCUGCCCGUCGGCAUCGGCGCCGUGCCCCUCCCCGACGUCCGCGACGCGCCCCUGGCCCCGGCCACGGCGCCGGACGAGAACACGCCCGCCGCCCAGCUCCACCUGCCCUGGCACACCGUCUACCUCGCCGGCCAGGGCUGCACCGCCCGCCUCCCGGACGCCAUCCCGCGCAACCACCACGUCAUCGCCCUGCGCCGCGGCGGCUGCUCCUUCAGCGCCAAGCUCGCCAACAUUCCCGCCGUCACGCCCACGGCGCACUCGCUCCGCCUCGUCGUCGUCGUCAGCGACCCGCACGAGGACGGCCUCGGCGACGACGUCGACGACGACGACGCCGUCUACGGCGGUCACGUCGAUCGCCCGCCCUGGGACGCCGCCCAUGACAUUGUCAAGCCGCACCUCGAGGACGAGCAGCGCACACCUGGCGGCAUGCCGCGCCACCGCCCGCUCAGCCUGGUCAUGAUCCGUGGCGGCCAGACGGCGUGGGAGCAGCUCGGGCGCGCGAGGGGCGUCGGCGUCCGGAGAAAGUAUGUCAUUGAGACCCAGGGUCGGCGGGUGGACAACAUCAUCGUGCUCUGA
Molecule: messenger RNA, 3300 nt
Organism: Verticillium dahliae VdLs.17
Lineage: Eukaryota; Fungi; Ascomycota; Sordariomycetes; Glomerellales; Plectosphaerellaceae
Product: endoplasmic reticulum mannosyl-oligosaccharide 1,2-alpha-mannosidase
Exons: 2
Coding region: 1-3300 (1099 amino acids)
Biological process (GO): carbohydrate metabolic process; endoplasmic reticulum mannose trimming; mannose trimming involved in glycoprotein ERAD pathway
Cellular component (GO): membrane; endoplasmic reticulum
Molecular function (GO): calcium ion binding; mannosyl-oligosaccharide 1,2-alpha-mannosidase activity
Source: RefSeq, a predicted model, not a curated record